Molecule: messenger RNA, 19163 nt
Organism: Cuscuta europaea
Lineage: Eukaryota; Viridiplantae; Streptophyta; Magnoliopsida; Solanales; Convolvulaceae
Source: the annotation of a GenBank genome assembly
AAAUUCAAUUAAACUAAAAAGCAUGCAAAGUAUAAAACUCGACAUAAAACCUGUGUAAAAUAAAAUAAAACUAAACAUUGAAAAAAAUUUAAAAUAAGAAUCUUAUAAUUCAUUUUUUAAACAGUUACAAUAUUUAACAAUAUAUACUUAUUACUCUAUAUAUAAUUUUGGUGUUUGUUUUUGUUGCCUAUUGUUUCAUUUUGUUGAUAACUUCGAAAUUUUUGUUUUUUAUUGUUUCUUUAUGUUUCCUGUGCUUGGUUUACAUUCAUAAAUUCAAAUUUAUUAUUUUUGAUGAUUUAAUUUAAAUCUAUAUUUUUUUAACUUCAAAGAAGUAGCAAAGAUAAAUAAAAAACUAAAUAAACAACAAAAAUCAAGAUCCACAAUAAAACAAGAAUAAGCAACAAAAAGCAACACGAUGCAACAAAAAACAACACAUUCAAUACAACAAAAAGAAACAAAAAUCAAUAUAUUAAAGUUCAGUAAUUCAAUCUAAUAUUCCAAUGUAUUACAUAGAUCUAUUACUCCUAGGGAUAGGGGACCUAAGUAAUCUGUGUUGCAGGCCAAAAUUCUAAGCGAGCAAAAUAUUUCUAGGAUAAUGUGACACCAUUAAACAAUGAUGUUACUUUCAAGUGCAUAGAGUAAAACAUGGUUAAAGUUUGCCAAGAAUUGAAUCUAAGUUAUGUAGUGAACAUGAAGUUGCAGAAACUAAUUCCUUGUUUGAAACCCUGGAGAUGUGUGUUGAGAUCCAUCCAACUGUUAGACCCAAGACCAUGAUCAGUUGAUCUAAAUUUCCAGCUUGUAGUGAAUGAACACCAAAUAAAUCCAAUCCACUUUUUAGGCCAUACCCAACAACUGUGAGUCCAAGUCCAGUUAAUUAAAAGAACAUCCUUUCUUGUGUAUCCAAUAGGUGUCUUAUCUUGUUUAGGGGAUUUAUCAUUGCUGCUAUUCAAAUCUAAAUUGCACUCUGGUACUAGUAUAUUUGAUUCCUUUGAAGUGGAGUAUGAUCUACUCAUCACAAGUGUGGAAGUUCCAGUUUUAGGAAGUCUGCAGGAGGUAUUUUCUAGUUUCCUUCAACGGAAGAACAUGUAGACUGUAGACCCCACACAGAAACCACCCUGAUUUUGCAUAUAAGGCUACUAUAGGCGCCUGCUUAUGCAAUGGAAGCCAUUUCAGCAAGCUUUACUUAUCUGUAAAUUGAAAUAGUUCUAGCUCCGCGGACAAUGCCCUGAUUGAGUGGCUGAAAGUCUCAAUACCAAUAAAUAUGAUUUUCCAGAAAAAGAUAUUAAAAGAGAAAAGAAAUUUGAAUAAGACUAAAAGUUUAAAAUCAAAAAUUCAAAGAAAUUCCGGUCAGUGAGAAAAGCUAUCGCUACAUUUGGAAAUAUCAGAUAAAGUUGAAUCUAAGAAGACAAAUAUGAUUGUUGAGUUUAAUCCAAUACGAUAUAGUAAAUAUAGAUUUGGUAUGAACAUUUUGUUUUUACGUGGAAACCUGGAAAGGAAGAAAACUAAGGGACUGUUUAGCCUAAUGUCCGAGCCCUCUCAUUUUAUUAAUGCUCUCCUCACCAUUACAAUGUACAAGCUUCCAUUAAUGGAGUAUAAACUAGCUAAAGAGAGAGAGAGGAGAAAAAGGGAUCAAAGAGGGAUCCUUAAUAAGGAGGGGAGUCCUCUUAUUUAUAGAGGAGAGGGGGAGGGGUGCUCCACCCUAAUGGGCCAAGCGGUCAGAUGGGCCCGUUGGGCCAAGGUGGGCCAGAUGGCCAAAAAUGGGCCGAGACGGGCCUCACUGAUUGGGCUCCGUACCAAAUAAUGUCACGGGCUCCUGUACAGUGGUAGGUCGGGGUAAUAUAUCUCAACACAAGUCCCCCAAUUUCUUGAGUAGCAAGCGUGUGAAUCUGCUCGAGAAAGUAUAUUCUUGCCCGCGCUCUUCUUUUCUCUUCCUUGGACCUGAGUCUUCAAGCAAUCCUACUGCAUGGGUGGGUGUCUGCCCCUCUGAAUAUAAUCUGCCGGUAAGGCGCUCCCCCUUUCGACUGGAUCGGGCAAGCGACGCUCUUCCACGGAUCCUCUCCCCCUGAAUGUAUGAGGCGGGAGUAAAGGACUACAAUCUGGGUUUGCUACCCGAGGACCUUAAGAGGCCCGAACCAAGCUGCCUCGAAAAAUAUGGAUAAGACAAACACAAUGCAGGUGUGUAUGUAUGAAAAUAUGAGAUGUGAUGCAUGCAUGUGUGAAUGCAUGUAAUGUAUGAGUGCAAUGUAUGAAGGAGGGUGCAUCAGGCAUGAUAUACUGUGACGGGUCCCAUCCUAGAAAGGAGUAGUGAUCCCAAACAUGAACAUGACACGAUGGCGCUUAGGGGCCGGUCGUGCUGCAUAAGACGGUGGUCACCAUCCUGGACUGAAUGGACGAGCUGACCGUAAACUGGACACAAUGGCGCUGAGGGGCCGAUCGUGCUGCAUAAGACGGUGGUCGCCACCCUAGAAGGAAUGUACGAACCGACCGUGAACUGGACACGAUGGCACUGAGGGGCCAAUCGUGCUGCAUGAGACGGUGGUCGCCAUCCUGGAAGGAAUGGACGAGUCGACCGUAAACUGGACACGAUGGUGCUGAUGGGCCGAUCGUGCUGCAUAAGAUGGUGGUCGUCAUCCAAGAAGGUAUGGACGAGCCGACCGUGAACUGGAUAUGAUGGCGCUGAGGGGCCGAUCGUACUGCAUAAGACGGUGGUCGCCAUCCGAGAAGGUAUGGAUGAGCCGAUCCGUGAACGGGAUACGAUGGCACUGAGGGGCCGAUCGUACUGCAUAAGAUAGUGGUCCUCAUCUGCUCGUCGUAUCUGCCCUUUAGCCCGGUCCUUUGGAUCCUGAGCUUUCAGUUAGAUCUCCGGAUUUGGUGAGGAACAGCUUUUUCCCCUUCAGGGAUUUCUCUUCUUCCUUGUGUGAUCCUUCUUGGGAUUCUUUUGUUUGAUCCUUGUUGGGAUUCUUUUAUUUCUUUGUUUCAUCAUCCGCUCGUCGUACCCGCUCUUUUAGCCUGGUCCUUUGGAUUUUGAGCCGAGCGUAGCCAACGUAGUCAGUGACGAACGACAUUCUCUUCUUCCUUGUUUGAUCCUUCUUGGGAUUCUUUUAUUUGAUCCUUCUUGGGAUUCUUUGAUUUGAUCCUUCUUGGGAUUCUUUUAUUUCUUCGUUUCAUCAUCCGCUCGUCGUACCCGCUCGUUUAGCCCGAUCCUUUGGAUCCUGAGCCGAGCGUAGCCAACGUAGUCAGUGACGAACGGCCUUCUCUUCUUCCUUUUUUUAUCCUUCUUGAGAUUCUUUUAUUUGAUCCUUCUUGGGAUUUUUUUAUUUCUUCGUUUCAUCAUCCGCUCGACGUACCCGCUCGUUUAGCCUGGUCCUAUGGAUCCUGAGCCGAGCGUAGCCAACGUAGUUAGUGACGAACGACCUUCUUUGCUUCCUUGUUUGAUCCUUCUUGGGAUUCUUUUAUUUGAUUAUUCUUGGGAUUCUAUUAUUUCUUCGUUUCAUCAUCCGCUCGUCGCACCCGUUCGUUUAGCUCGGUCCAUUGGAUCCUUAGCCGAGCGUAGCCAACGUAGUCGGUGAAGAAUGGCCUUCUCUUCUUCCUUGUUUGAUCCUUCUUUGGAUUCUUUUAUUUUAUCCUUCUUGGGAUUCUUUUAUUGGAAGAACUAUCAAAUAAGCCCUCGAACUUUCAUAAAAAGUGCAAAUAAGCCCUUUUAUAGGAGGUUCUGUCCGGCCGUCGCAAUUUGGAUUGGUUUCCGGUGUACUUUUUUGAUGAAAUGUUUUGAGCAUCUUUUUCACUAAGUCUAAUUUACUCAUACCAAAAUUCAGAUAAAAAUUCAAUCGGAAAAGCAGUCAAAUGAAUUUUUGAAGAUAACUGCGCAGUUAGGCAGCGCAGUAUAUUUCAGAAAAUCAUUUGACUGCCUUCUCGAUUGAAUUUUUAGCUGAAAUUUAGUAUGGGAAAACUAGACUUAAUGAAUAAGAUGCUCAAAAAAGUUCAUCAAAAUAUUUCACCGGAAACCGCCCCAAAUGGCAACAGCCGUACAAAGCCUUCUGUAAAAGGGCUUAUUUGCAUUUUUUAUGAAAGUUCGAGGGCUUAUUUAAUAGUUCUCCCUUCUUUUAUUUGAUCCUUCUUGGGAUUCUUUUGUUUUGUUCAUCAUCCGAUCGUCGUACCCGCUCGUUUUGCUUGGUCCUUUGGAUCCUGAGCCGAGCGUAGCCAACGUAGUCAGUGAGGAACGGGUUUGUCCCCUUUAGGGAUUCCCCAACCCAUAUAUAUAUAUAUAUGUAUAUAUAUAUAUAUAUAUAUAUAUAUAUGUGUGUGUGUGUGUGUGUGUGUGUAUUGGGGGGCUUAUCUUCGUUUCGCCAUCCGCUCGUCUUACCCGCCCUUUAACCCGGUCCUUUGGAUCCUGAGCGGAGCUAGGUUGCGAUUGUGAUGGGAAACGGGUUUAUUUUUUGAGGAUUCCCCGGUGCCCCUCUUUUUUUCUUUUUUAUUAUUAUUUUUUUUUAGGGGCCUUUGAAUAUGAUGAUGGCACCGUACCAGGGGGUCAGUGGCUAUAUAAAAGUGUCAGCGCUGGGAUCCGAUCUGAAAGAAUAAAUCAACGGUCCUCAUCCACGAGGAGCGGAGACGAGGCCGGUCUUCAAAUGUGAUGAUGGCACCGUACCAGGGGGUCGGUGGCCAUAUGAUGAUGUCAGCACUGGGGGCCAAUCUGAAAGACUCAAUAAACGGUCCUCAUCCGUGAGGAGCGGGGACGAGGCCGGUCUACAUGUAUGAUAAUGGCACCGUACCAAGGGGUCGGUGGCCACGAGAUGAUAUCGGCAUUGGGGGCCGAUCUGAAAGAAUCAAUCAACGGUCCUCAUCCACGAGGAGCGGGGACGAGGCCGGUCUUCAAAUAUGAUAAUGGCACCGUACCAGGAGGUCACUGCCCAUGAAAUGAUGUUAGCACUGGGGGCCAAUCCAAAAUAAUCAAUCAAAGGUCCUCAUCCGCGAGGAGCGGGGAUGAGGCCGGUCUUCAAAUAUGAUAAUGGCACCGUACCAGGGGGUCGGUGGCCAUGAAAUGAUGUCGGUACUAGGGCCGAUCUGAAAUGAUUAAUCAACGGUCCUCAUCCUUGCGAGGAGCGGGGACGAGGCCGGUCUUCAAGUAGGUGAAUCCACCAAUAUUCGUGCAACGAUCCUCAUCCGCGCGAGGCAGGGAGGAAUCUGGUCUUCGGGAGAUAAACACAUCACGAUGGGGGCCGGUCGUCAUCCGAGAUUAUGGCCCACGUGCGACUUGUGAUUUUUUUUUUAGUCGGCCUUGAAUGUCUUCGGGAUUCAUGCCAAGCAUCAUUUAACCGCUUUGUUCGAACGUGUCGAGUGGCUUCAACUGCAAAAAGAGCAUGGUAACAGGGCUGCACGGCCCAACAAUAUAUGUACACAUAUAAAUAACCAUAUGCGCACACCCUUCUUUUUUUCAACGACUACGAUUACCGGCCUGCAGGUUACCGUGAGCUUCGGCUCGACUCAUCGUGCGGGGUUCUUUGAUGCAAACGUCCAUGGCAGGGCCACUUAGUGGGUUGCCGAACGUCACAUAGAAACAACUAUCAGUCCAUGAAAUUGUAAAUUCAACCCCACGUUAGGUGCAUUUUCUCCUAAAGGUUAAGCGCCUCGGUGACCUCGGGCCCCGCGGGCCACGACUGGCAAACCGUCACCUCACGCUUGGCGGCGUGGAUGAGACUGAGGUACGAUCAUCGGCUGAGCACUUGGUGCUGUGUGGGAUCAUGUGUACCCUAAAAAGAAACGCGUCAUUGGGGCAAUGCCAGUCGGAGACACUCCUAUUGCCAAUUAAAGCUGAUCGAGAGUAGGCCAACGAGCCCACUAAAACAGUCCUUAUACUGAAAUAAUGAUGGAAUAAGAUAUCCCUGGAGCUUCGCUCGCCAUUAUUUAAUUUCGGGAUAUUUUGAUCCUUAAUAAAAAAUAUUGUCAUAAUAGGUAAUAGUAACUACACUAUUCUACCAGAUGUCAUUCAGGUACGGUCCGAUCGCUUAUUAAAACCGAUCGGGGUGGGGCCACAAGCCAACCAACACAACCAUUUGGUUCGAUCAUUAUUUAGUUCACGAUAUUUUAUUCCCUAAUAAAUAAUGGUGAUAACAAAUAAACAUAGUAAUAAUACUACACCAUAGCAUCGAUAAUUAAAUGUACCAAUUUAGAGUAUGGGUACUUAGCUUUUAUGAGAAGGACGUUUGGCCAGCAAUUAUCGAGGCGCAGUGACCCCAUCAAUUUUGACUAAGUCAAAAUUCCUCAAAGGACUGGUCGCUCUUCAUUUGGCCUUAUCCCCACGAUGUUGUACGGCUCUAGCAAGAGAGCAUCCCAUCAGGCGUUAUUGCUAGACUUGCGAGCUGAGCCCUGGACCGCCAUUAAUGGCGGAAAUCCACCAGGCUCAAGGUUCACCUGCGAUGGAGGGAGAGCUACGCCAGGCGAUGGUGCUGCAGGAGUAGAAAAGAGGCAAGCUGAGACCGGCGACCGACGAAGUGGGUGAGCGAUUGCGGCGGAGGAGAAGGCUGUCAGGGCCUAGUCUUUCUGAGUACGAUUUCUCUUAAAUAUAUAUUUUGGACUGUUUUAUAUUUCUGGGUCUAUUGGACUGUUUAUUUAUUUUAAGCCUGUUAGUGUUAGAAAUUAAACUUGGCUUAGCCCAAUAAUUGGGUUCAUUAGAUGUUAACUUAUUGGGCUAGAAGUUGUAUGAUAAUUAAUAAAUUAGCUAGCCCAUAAGAUAGACUUAGAAAGAUCUAGAGUAGUUAAUGUACCUAAACAAUUCUAGAUUAUUCCUAAGCUAGAAUCCUAUAGAAUAUUCUAGAAGGUUAAGGAAGUAGGAGUGCCUAGAAGGAUCCUAUGAGACCUAUAAAUAGAGCACUCCUCACUCAUUUGUAAAGCAAGCCAAAAGCUCCAAAUCAAUACAAGUUCCAAGUUCUUCUAAAAUCACCUCUCUCUAAAAUUCUCUCUUCCACACACAAUCACCCAAAUAUAAUACUCAUCAACUACUUUCUUCCAACAAAGUGGUAUCAGAGCCAUCAAUCCUUUCAAGAAAAAUGAAUUCCAACGGCUUAGUUCCAUUCCAAUUUCCUCGUCUCACUAAAGAUAACUACUCUAGUUGGUGCAUUCGCAUGAAAGCCUUGCUUGGAUCUCAAGAUGCAUGGGAGAUUGUUGAGAAAGGUUAUGAGGAACCUCAAGAUGAUGCUACUUUAAAUCAAUCCCAAAGGGAUAGUUUCCAAAAGAGUAGGAGGAAGGAUCAACAAGCUCUCACUCUCAUAUAUCAAUGCUUAGACGAGGCCAUGUUCGAGAAGGUUUCAAAUGCCACCACUUCUAAAGAAGCAUGGGAGAUACUACAUAACUCUUUCAAGGGAGUUGACAAGGUGAAGAGAAUUCGUCUUCAAACUCUUAGAGGUGAGUUCGAACAACUUAAAAUGAAAUAUUCGGAAUCAAUAUCCGACUAUUUCUCUAGAGUGUUAGUAAUUGUAAAUGAGAUGAAGAGGAAUGGUGAGGAACUAAAGGACAUAACGGUGAUUGAGAAAAUCCUUCGCUCUCUCACCAAAGACUAUGAUUAUAUUGUGGUGGCCAUAGAAGAGUCCAAGGAUUUAGAGUCCAUGACCAUUGAUCAACUUAUGGGCUCACUUCAAGUCCAUGAAGAAAGAGUUGUGAGAAAUAAAUCUGAUGAAUCAUUGGAGCAUUCUCUUUACUCCAAACUCUCUUUUAAAGAAAGAGGAGAGAAUAGAGGUGAAGAAAGAGGCCAACGAGGUCGUGGUUAUGAUCGAGGACGUGGUGCACGUGGAAGAGGUGGUCGAGGUCGUGGUUAUACAAACUUCAACAAUGAAGAAAGAAUUCAAUAUACGCAAGCAUCUAGAGGCCGUGGGAGAGGAAGCAAACCACAAAGGUACGAGAAGUCUCAACUAAAGUGUCAUAAUUGCAAUAAAUAUGGCCACUAUGCAUAUGAAUGCAAGCGCUCUAAUCAUGUGAAAGAAGAGGCCCAUCUUAUGGAGAUGAAUAAUGAGGUAGAACUUACCUUGUUGAUGGCAAAUCAUGAAGAACAAACAAAGAAGAGCACGUGGUAUUUAGAUACCGGAGCUAGCAACCACAUGACGGGAGAUAAAAGCAUGUUCGUGAAGGUAGAACAAACUCAAGGUCAUGUUACUUUUGGAGAUGAGUCUAAAGUCGUGGUGAAUGGUAAAGGUAACGUUCUAAUCCGUCUAAACGAUGGAAGUCACCAAUUCAUUUCCGAUGUUUACUAUGUGCCCAACUUAAAAACAAAUAUUCUAAGUAUGGGACAACUCUUAGAAAAGGACUAUGAUAUUCACUUAAAGAAUCGUAGUCUUUCUCUACGAGACAAUAAUGGAAGACUAGUUGCUAAAGUGCCGAUGACUAGAAACCGAAUGUUCUUGCUUGACAUUCAAAGAGAUCAAGCCAUAUGCUUAAAAAGUUGCUUGAAAGAUGAGUCAUGGAUUUGGCACUUAAGAUAUGGGCACUUAAACUUUGGUGGCUUGAAAAUGCUAUCAUUCAAAGGCAUGGUGAAAGGCUUGCCCUUCAUCAAUCAUCCUGAUCAGCUAUGCGAAGGUUGCCUAUUUGGGAAGCAAUCAAGGAAACCAUUCCCUAAAGAAGUUACCUCAAGAGCUAAGGAACCAUUGGAGUUAGUCCAUACCGACUUAUGUGGUCCUAUUACUCCAUGUUCACAUGGUAAAAGUAAGUACUUUCUCACUUUCAUCGAUGAUUACUCAAGAAAAACAUGGGUAUAUUUCCUUAAACAAAAAUCUGAGGCCUUUGAAGCAUUCAAGAAAUUUAAAGCUCUUAUUUAGAAAGAAAGUGGGUACAGUAUCAAAGCCAUGAGAUCAGAUCGGGGUGGGGAGUUCACAUCAAAGGAGUUUAAUCAAUUUUGUGAAGAUAAUGGCAUCCGCCGUCCCAUGACUGUCCCACGAACACCACAACAAAAUGGUGUUGCCGAAAGAAAGAAUAGGACGAUCCUCAACAUGGCUCGAAGCAUGCUAAAAACAAAGAAUAUGCCUAAAGAUUUUUGGGCUGAAGCUGUGGAUUGUGCUGUCUAUCUUCAAAAUCGCUGCCCCACGAAGAGUCUCGAUGGAAAAACUCCACAAGAAGCAUGGCAUGGAGGUAAACCUGGAGUCUCACACUUGAGAGUAUUUGGAUGCAUUGCAUAUGCGCAUGUACCCGAUCAGACUAGGUCAAAACUUGACGACAAGAGUGAGAAGUUUAUAUUCAUUGGAUAUGAUAAACACUCAAAAGGGUACAAACUCUACAAUCCGGAUUUGAAAAAGCUUAUAAUAAGUCGUGAUGUGGAGUUUGAUGAAGAAGGCUCAUGGGAUUGGAGCAUUGGUGACAAAGAAGAUUAUAGUCUCUUGCCUCCCAUGGAAUAUGAAGAAGAAGUUGAAGAAAAUCAUGAAAAUACAACUCCUCCACCAUCUCCCACUCAAGCUCAAGCUUCAUCACCAAGUUCGGAUGAAAGAGAAAUACCACGCAUGAGAAGCAUUGAAGAACUUUACGAGGUAACACAAAAUUUGAACUCAAAUGAUGAACUUACACUCUUUUGUCUAUUUGGUGAUUGUGAGCCACUAAGUUUUCAAGAAGCCACAAGAAACAAGAAAUGGAGAGAUGCAAUGGAUGACGAGAUCAAGUCAAUCGUGAAGAAUAAAACAUGGGAGCUUGCCACACUUCCACCAAAACAUAAAGCAAUUGGAGUGAAAUGGGUAUUUAAGAUCAAGAAAAAUGCAAAAGGAGAAGUUGAGAAGUACAAGGCAAGACUAGUGGCCAAAGGCUACGCCCAGAGACAUGGCAUUGAUUAUGAAGAAGUAUUUGCGCCCGUGGCUAGAUUAGAAACAAUAAGAUUGAUAAUUGCAUUCGCGGCUCACAACAAGUGGAAGAUACAUCAAAUGGAUGUCAAGUCUGCAUUCUUAAAUGGGUUCCUAGAAGAAGAAGUCUACAUUGAGCAACCCGAAGGUUACAAAGUCAAAGGGCAAGAAGGUAAAGUGUUGAGGCUAAGUAAGGCUCUUUAUGGGCUUAAACAAGCACCAAGAGCAUGGAAUAGUAGAAUUGAUCAAUACUUCCAAGCUAAUGGAUUCGUGAAAUGUCCGCAAGAACAUGCUCUAUAUAUCAAGAAAAAUCAUCAAGGAGACAUACUGCUCGUGUGCAUAUAUGUGGACGACCUCAUCUUUACAGGCAAUAACAUGACGAUGUUUGAUGAAUUUAAACAAGUCAUGACAAAGGAGUUCGAGAUGACUGACAUUGGGCUUAUGAGUUACUAUCUUGGCAUCGAGGUGAAACAAAUGGAUGAUGGUAUAUUCAUCACUCAAGAAGGAUACACGAGAGAAGUACUCAAGAAGUUCAACAUGGAAGACUCUAAACCUGUAAGUACACCUGUUGAAAGUGGACUAAAACUAUCAAGGUAUGAUAAAGGAAAAUUGAUUGAUCCAACUUACUUUAAGAGUCUUGUGGGGAGCUUAAGAUACUUAACAUGUACAAGACCAGAUAUUCUCUUCGGUGUUGGACUUGUUAGUCGAUUCAUGGAGGCCCCCACAACAACUCAUUUGAAGGCUGCAAAAAGGAUUUUGCGGUAUCUUAAAGGCACCACCGAAUAUGGGUUGUUUUACUCUUCAUCUGAUGAGUUUAAGCUGGUUGGAUAUUCUGAUAGUGAUUGGGGUGGAGAUAUUGAUGACCGCAAGAGCACAACUGGGUUCGUAUUCUACAUGGGAAACACCGCUUUCACAUGGGUUUCAAAGAAGCAACCGAUCGUCACUCUAUCCACUUGUGAAGCCGAGUACGUUGCAGCAACAUCAAGUGUGUGUCAUGCAAUUUGGCUCCGCUACAUAUUGCAAGCUCUCAGCAUGUCUCAAGAAGAAGCAACAACAAUAUUUGUGGACAACAAGUCAGCUAUUGCAUUAGCAAAGAAUCCAGUGUUUCAUGAUCGAAGCAAGCACAUAGACACUCGAUAUCAUUUCAUUCGAGGAAAGAUAGCGGAGAAGGAAGUUCAAGUAGAGUAUGUGAAGACUCAAGACCAAGUCGCUGAUAUUCUCACAAAGCCACUCAAGCAUGAUGUCUUUGCAAAGAUGCGAAAUCUACUUGGUGUUGCUAAGUCAAGUUUAAGAGGGGAUGUUAGAAAUUAAACUUGGCUUAGCCCAAUAAUUGGGUCCAUUAGAUGUUAACUUAUUGGGCUAGAAGUUGUAUGAUAAUUAAUAAAUUAGCUAGCCCAUAAGAUAGACUUAGAAAGAUCUAGAGUAGUUAAUGUACCUAAACAAUUCUAGAUUAUUCCUAAGCUAGAAUCCUAUAGAAUAUUCUAGAAGGUUAAGGAAGUAGGAGUGCCUAGAAGGAUCCUAUGAGACCUAUAAAUAGAGCACUCCUCACUCAUUUGUAAAGCAAGCCAAAAGCUCCAAAUCAAUACAAGUUCCAAGUUCUUCUAAAAUCACCUCUCUCUAAAAUUCUCUCUUCCACACACAAUCACCCAAAUAUAAUACUCAUCAACUACUUUCUUCCAACAGUUAGCCCAUUAGUAUAAAUAUCAUUCCAACUCUGUAAUAGGUUUAGGUUUUCAAUAUUCUUCUUCUCCGCAAUCUAUCUUCAUAGAUUACGAAUUUGCUCUCUCUGUAAAUCGUUUGUUCUUGCUUCCAAUUCAGAUUUCAAUUUCUAUUAGAAUUCACAUGGUAUCAGAUUAAGGUUUAGAUCCUUACUGAUUAAAUCGAUUCUAUCGAUCUUCUUCCUAAUCGAUUUCUACAAUCGAUUCGUAUUUUUUUUCUCUCGUUUGCAUCUUCCGCAAACCCUAGCUUCGAUGGCACAGCAGAUAAAUCCCAUUGACGAUUCAUCUUCGCCUUACUACCUUCAUCCGGGCGAUCAUGCGGGACUUCGCAUCAUCUACGAAACCUUCACUGGCGAGAACUUUGGCGCUUGGAAGAAAUCGGUCACCAUGGCCAUGGCGGUGAAGAACAAGAUGGGUUUCCUUGAUGGAUCACUUGCUCAACCGACUACAGAUAACUCAAUGUACUCUCACUGGUAUCGUAUUAAUGCUCUUCUCUUAUCCUGGCUCAUAUACUCUAUUUCUCCCACUCUUAGAACUACCUUUCUCUCUUUUACCAAUGCUAAAGAUCUCUGGGAUGAGGUUCAACUUAGAUAUGGUAAAAUUGAUGGUCCUAGACUUUUCAACUUGAAAAAACCCUAGGAAAUCUUUCUCAAGGUUCCCGUACAAUCACUUAUUACUAUAAUUCCUUUAAAGAAAUCUGGGAUGAAUACUGUAAUUUCAGAAUCAUUCCUUCUUGUACUUGUGGCAAUUGCACUUGCAAUAUAUCUGAAACCUAUCAAAAAAUAAUCCAAAAAGAGUCUAUUCUGAAAUUUCUUGUUGGCCUCAAUGAAUCCUAUUCUAAUCUGCGUAGUCAGAUUCUUCUUAAUACUGAUAAAACCACUCUAUCUGGUAUUUACUCUAUUCUUCUUCAAGAAGAAUCUCAAAGAACUCUUCAGAUUUCUAUCUCUUUCACAAACUCUUUUUCAGAUUCUUAUGUAUCUGAAAAACUUAAUAAUGAUGCUACAGCUUUCUUUGUUAAGAAUUUUAAAAAGAAAAGUUCUAUUAUCUGCAAUCACUGUGGCUAUCAAGGUCACUCUUCUGAUAAAUGUUUCCAACUCAUUGGUUAUCCAACUAACUGGAAAGGCCCUAAAGGUCAAAGACUUGCUCAUGGUUUUAAACCUAAUCUCAAUUCCAAUAAAAAUCAUCAUGCUAAUUUAGCUGCCAACUCUACUGAACCUGAGUUAACUCCUACACAUUAUACUGAAUCUGCUCCACCUUCAAACAACCCCAAUUCUACCACCACUGAAUUCUGUGAUCCAAACUUGUAUGAAAAGUUCAUGCAAUUCAUCCAAGCUCAACAGCCUAAAACUGCUUCUGUUAAUGCUGUCACCACUGCUUCUGAAGAUGGUCUUAAUUCUUCAAACAAUGCUUCACAAUUUCUAGGUAAAUACUUUGCUUUAGCAUCUUUUACUUCUUAUAAAUGAAUUCUUGACACAGGAGCAUCUGAUCAUAUGAUCUAUGAUGCUUCCCUUUAUACUUCUCAAACAAAAGAUGUUUCAAUUAAUAUUCAACUUCCUACUGGUAAAUACAUUUCUGCCACUAAAAUUGGUAACAUAACUUUAAAUUCAAAUCUUACUCUAUAUAAUGUUUUAUAUGUUCCUAACUUUACUUUCAAUCUUAUUUCUAUUUCAAGUUUAACUUGUCAUGAUAAUAUCUCAGUCUAUUUUUCAUCUAACCGUGCUAUAUUGCAGGACCACCUUACCAGCAAAAUGAUUGGCUUUGCUGAUCUAAGGAAUGGCCUCUAUUACUAUAAUCCAGAUUCAUUUUUAGAUCAUUUUUCUACUGCUUACUCUGUUGAUAGUCAAAAUACUGUCUCUAUUACUACUCUUUGGCAUUUUAGACUUGGACAUUUACCCUUUAAUAAACUUUUCAUGCUUCCUGAUUGUAAUGUUUCAAAUAAUGAAAAACAUUGUUCUCCUUGUGAUAUUUGUCAUUUUGCUAAACAAAAGAAACUGCCUUUUCCUAUCAGUACUGCUCAUGCUUCUAAUCCUUUUGAUUUAAUUCAUAUGGAUGUUUGGGGUCCUUACAAAGUUACUUCUUACACUGGCUUCAAAUAUUUUUUAACUAUUCUUGAUGAUUACACUAGAUGUACUUGGGUUUUUCUUUUAAAAACUAAAUCUGAAGUCAAAUUUCAUAUGCUAAAUUUUUAUACUUUCAUUGAAACUCAAUUUCAUAAGAAAAUUAAAGUUAUUAGAACAGAUAAUGGAACUGAAUUUAUCUUUCCUGAAUUUUACAAUUCAAAAGGGAUUAUGCAUCAACUAUCUUGUGUUGAAACACCUCAACAAAAUGGUAGGGUUGAAAGAAAACAUCAACAUAUUUUACAAAUUGCUAGAGCUCUUUUAUUUCAAUCCUGUUUACCUCUUACUUUUUGGUCUGAUUGCAUUCUUACUGCUGUGCAUACCAUAAAUAGACUGCCAACUAAUAUUCUAAAUAAUAAAUCUCCUUUUGAAAUGCUUUAUAAUCAUGUUCCAGAUUAUACUCAUUUAAAAGUCUUUGGUUGUUUAGCUUUUGCUUCAACUAUUUCUUCAAAUAGAUCAAAAUUUGAUUCUAGAGCACAUAAAUGUAUUUUCAUUGGUUAUCCUCUAGGCUCUAAAGGAUACAAAUUAUAUGAUUUAACCACUCAUAAAACUUUUGUUUCUAGAAAUGUUAAGUUCUAUGAAAUGACUUUUCCAUAUAAAACUACACAUUAUGACAACAUUUUUAUUUCUGAUUCUAUUGAAACAAAUAAUGAUCAUACUAUUAAUGAUUACUUAAACACUAUUUCUAAUACUGCUCCUCAAACUGUUAAUGAAAAUAAUAAUACACAUAUUGCUCCCACUAUCACAAAUUAUUUAGACAAUCAAAUAAAUGAAGAAUUUAAUUUGUUUCAGUUUGACAAUAUUAGUUCUAAUGCUGAUGAUUCUUCUAGUAUGUUACAUACAGAUACCUUUCAGAAUCAUGAAAAUGUUCCUGAAGACAGUACUCAAAGAAAAUCUACAAGAGUAAGAUCUAUCCAUAUUCAUUUAAGAAAUUUUGAUUACAAAUUACCCAAUUCUCUUCUUCCUAAUAAUUCUAAACCUUCUUGUAAUAUGAUUAGAUAUCCUAUUCAGAACUACAUCUCAUAUAACAAUUUACAUUCUUCUCAUCACUGUUUUAUUGCUUCUCUUUCUAAAACUUCUGAACCUAAAACUUACAAACAAGCUAUUAAUUUUCCAGAAUGGAAAAAUGCCAUGAAUGAUGAAAUUAAAGCUCUUGAACAUAAUAAUACCUGGACUCUUGUUGAUCUUCCUUCUAAUCAACAUACUAUUGGUUGUAAAUGGAUUUUCAAAACAAAAUUAAAAGCUGAUGGAUCUCUUGACAAAUAUAAAGCUAGACUUGUUGCUAAAGGCUAUACUCAAGAAGAAGGACUUGAUUAUUUUGAUACUUUUUCACCUGUUGUAAAGUUAACUACUGUUAGAAUUCUUCUUGCUAUUACCAGUUCUAAAAAUUGGCAUUUACAUCAAUUAGAUGUAAAUAAUGCAUUCUUACAUGGUGACUUAAAUGAAAAUAUUUACAUGGAACCUUCUCCUGGUUAUUUGCCUAACAAUGAUAAUAGUGUUUGUAAAUUACUUAAAAGUAUAUAUGGUCUAAAACAAGCCUCUAGACAAUGGUAUUUUAAACUGUCUGAAGCCUUGAAACUUUCUGGUUAUACACAGUCUCAAGCAGAUUUUUCUCUUUUCACUAAAGUUAAUAAUACCUCUUUUACUGUCAUAUUACUUUAUCUUGAUGAUUUAAUUCUUGCAGGAAAUGAUAUGAAUGAAAUUAAUGCUAUUAAAUCCUUCUUACAUCAAAAAUUUACUAUUAAAGACCUUGGAAAAUUGAAAUAUAUUUUAGGAAUAGAAAUUGCUAGAUCAAAAACUGGUAUUAUUCUAAACCAAAGAAAAUAUACUCUUGACAUACUCUCUGAUUUUGGUUAUCUUUCUUCAAAACCUUUUUCCACUCCUAUGGAUACUAAACUUAAACUUUCAAAACACAAUGGAACUGUUUUAAAUGAUCCUAAAACCUAUAGAACUCUAAUUGGUAGAUUAUUAUACCUUACUGUCACUAGACCUGAUAUUGCUUACUCUGUUCAAACAUUGAGUCAAUUUUUAUCCUCUCCUACUAAUAUUCAUAUGGCUGCAGCUCAUAGAGUACUUAGAUACCUUAAAAGCUCUCCAGGUAAAGGUCUGAUUUAUUCUUCCAAUUCUUCUUUUAAUAUCCAAGCCUAUACAGAUUCUGACUGGGGUUCUUGUGUUGACACCAGAAAAAGUAUUUCUGGGUAUUGUUUUUAUCUUGGAGAUUCCUUAAUUUCUUGGAAAUCCAAGAAACAACCUGAAAUCAGUAGAUCUUCUACUGAAGCAGAAUACAGGGCAGCUGCAAAUGCAGUUUGUGAGGCCCAAUGGAUAGUUUAUAUACUUCAUGAUUUACAAAUUAAAAAUUCUUUACCCAUAACCUUAUACACUGAUAACAAAUCUACUUAUCAUUUAGCAUACAAUCCUAUUCAACAUCAAAGAACAAAACAUAUUGAACUAGAUUGUCAUUUAAUUAGGGAAAAGAUCAAUUCUGGUCUUAUAAAACUUGAACAUAUCUCUAAUACUUAUCAACUUGCAGAUAUCUACACAAAGUCACUUGGAAAUCCUCUAUUCAAGCAGUUUGCAGACAAGAUGAACAGCAAGACAUCCAUGAUCAUCUUUAGGUUUUCAAUAUUCUUCUUCUCCGCAAUCUAUCUGCAUAGAUUACGAAUUUGCUCUCUCUAUUUUCAAGAGGAGCUUGGUUCGUGAGGUUCGGUUUAAAACCUCCAGCGGUGGUUUAUCGAAGCCUGGGGUGUCGAGGUGAACUUCCACCGGGUGCAGCGGACUCCAGCGGAACAGCCAGCUCCAGACCAGUACACGGCGGUAGGGGUGAUAGAUGCCUCCGGCUCCAGACUGGGAAAAAACCCAGAUUUCCCCAAAUCUAUUCAUUUUUCUUCCUUCUUUGCUGAAAUCCAGAUCUUCGUAUGAAUUUUUGGUUGUUCAAGCUCAAGAACACAUGAAUCUUUUUGAACAAGAUUCCCACAGACGGUGUCAGUGUUGAGUUUAAUCUAACACGAUAUAGUAAAUAUAGAUAUAAUUUGGUAUAAACACUCUGUUUUUACUUGGAAAUCUGGAAAGGAAGAAAACCACGGGACUGUUAAACUAAUGUCUGAGCCCUCUCAUUUUAUUAAUGCUCUUCUCACAAUUACAAUGUACAAGCUUCCAAUAAUGGAGUAUAAACUAGCUAAGGAGAUAGGGAGGAGGAGAAGGGAUCAAAGAGGGAUCCUUAAUAAGGAGGGGAGUCCUCCUAUUAAUAGAGGAAAGGGGAGGGUGCUCCACCCUAAUGGGCCAAGAGGCUAGAUGGGCCCGUUGGGCCAAGGUGGGCCGGAUGGCCAAAAAUGGGCCGAAACGAGCCUCACUGAUUGGGCUCCGUACCAAAUAAUGCCACGGGCUCCUGUACAGUGGUAGGUCGGGGUAAUAUAUCUCAACACAAGUCCUUUGAGCUUACAUUAAGACUAAAUACUAGAUUUCAUCGCACAUGAACAGUAUCACAAAUACAAAUCUGCGAUCUAAACCCAAAAAGCUACAAACAAAACAAUAAAUGAACUCAUAUUGAAAAUAUAGUGAUUAAAUACACACCAGAGCAGCCAAACAAGCAGGUGCGCAGGGCGCAACUGACGCAGGACGAGAGGAGUAAAUACACAUCGGAGCAGCCAAAUAUGCAAGGGCGUAGGACAAAUGGCGGAGGGAGAACGGAGGAGGGCGAAGGAUGCAGCCGGCGAAGAGCAGAUGGCGAAGUGAUCGUGAGAAUGAUGGACGAAGAAGUAAGGGUGCAUGAGGUCUUGAGAGUGAUUUGAGUUAUUUUUUAGAGAGAAAACCCUCAAAUAAAUACUCGUACUUUGGCUCAAGAUAAAAGUUAAAUAUGAAAUGUAAAUUAUCAAGGAACAUACAUGAAAUGCAUUUGGAAAAAAUGGGCUUAACCGGAUAUUUCCACUAAUUUUAAGUGAGAUAUGAACUUGGGCUCAUUAUACGUACCCGUUCAACGCCAUGUAUAGCGCGAGUAAUUGGAAGUUGGGAACAAUUGAGCGACCAAUGCGGUACGAAUUACUAUUACGGAGUAAUAGUUUAAUACACACAUCUCCAUCACACUAGAUCAACACAAUUGACCAUUUGAUACAGUAAGUUUUGAUUUCAUGAAUUAUUACCUGGAGUAUCUUGUUUUGACUUACCAUAAUUAUGAAAAAUGGUAAAAAGAAAAUAAAAGCGAAAUUCACAUAUAUUUCUUUGUUAAUAAAAAAGAAUUACUCCGUAUGACAUUUACCGUUUGUUUGCUAUUUAUUUUUCUAUUGGGUACUUUUAUUGUUGUAAGAUUCUUGCAUUAGGAGUGGAUGAUGGGAGGUCUGCUUUAAUCGGCGUUGGCUCAUUUAUGCUCGAUCAACGAGUCAUAUUGCUUUUUUGAAGGAGAUCAAUUCUAAGUCUGAUUCGAGGGUUGCUGGUUUCUGUCCUUUUGUCGUUUUACCCCUAUCCAAAAAAAUUGUGUAUCACUCCGAAUUUGAUUGACCAUAUUGAAAUCAAGCGCCAACUAGUGUGUAAGUCCUGUUUGAACUAUUAUACGUAGUAUAAUUAUCAUCUUGAAAAAUCGCUUCUAUAGCACGUGUAGUUCUUCUUCUUAUCAUUAAAAAAAUAAAUAUACUCCGUAAAGGAAAUUGCGGUGCAUCCAUCGUUUAAGCUGAUUGAUAUAUAUAAACUUCAAUAAAAUAGCAGUGUAUCAAGGAGACAAAGAGUACUCCUAUACAAAGAAAUAUUUACAACGUUAAUUGCAGAAUAUCCUUCACAACAUGCAUGUUGAAGCAGUGCUGGCCUGGCCGGAAAACAUCUAUUUUUAAAUACGGAGUAUAAUUAUAUAGUAUUCCCAAUGAAAUCCCCUUUCAUAAAUACUCCUAUAAUUAAGGAGUAUUUCAACUUAUUAUAAUUACAUAAUAAUAAGUUGGCCUUGCAAUUAAGUUGUUUAAUUAGUUUUAAUGAGAAAAAUACCUAUAUAUGAUUAAAAAAAUUGAUGACAACUCCUAAAAUAUAGGGUUAAUUAUCAAAAUAGGACUAAAAGUCACCCACUUUGCACAAAUAGGACCAAAACCUAAACUAUGUUUUCAUAGGACUAAUUAUGUGUGUUUUGGACAAAUAUACCCUUCUAGCUAUUGAAAUAUUUUAAUUCAUAAUAAAAUAAUAAAAAAUAAUAAAAAAAUCAUAAAAAAUACUAAAAAAAUAAUAAUAAUAUUUCGAUAUCAAUAAUUAAUUAAUUAAAUUUUUUUCAAAAAAUAAAAAAAAAUAAAAUAAAUAAAUAAAAAACUCAAAAAAAUAAAAUAAAAUUCACCGCCGCCUCUGCCGCCUCUGCACCACCACCUCCAGUCACCGGGAAAAAAAUGCCAAGUUCAUUACGAAUUCCAUAUUUAUGGCAGAAAAAAAUGAAAAUGUUGGCAUUCUCAAAGAGAAAUAUGCAAUGUUUUUGGAAUUUUCAGAAAAAAUGGCAGCUUUUAGGAAAAAUGACAUUUUUUCACCAUCCGGAGAUGGUGGUUCAAGGAGGUAGUACACGC